This is a messenger RNA of Drosophila sulfurigaster albostrigata, 2083 nucleotides long. RefSeq lists its product as uncharacterized. The transcript has 3 exons. Gene Ontology annotation, biological process: fatty-acyl-CoA biosynthetic process; long-chain fatty acid metabolic process. The record is from RefSeq and is a predicted model, not a curated record. Bases 1696 to 2079 code for a protein of 127 amino acids. Gene Ontology annotation, molecular function: long-chain fatty acid-CoA ligase activity. NCBI's taxonomy places the organism in Eukaryota, Metazoa, Arthropoda, Insecta, Diptera, Drosophilidae.
AAGUAAACGCCUGACAACAUCCUACAAUGCGGAGCUCAAAAUCUGGUCAGGAGCCAGUGAACCAAGUUCCUAGAGCAAUGAUCUAACAAUUGUUGAGAUAAUACUUGAACAAUUGCAAAAGGAUCCCGACAGAAUCUGUCAAAUAUCUCAUAGCGAGAAAACGACUCUGACUCGCUCCCAAUUAUUGCAAAAUGCGUCAAAAGUAGGUGCAAGCUAUCAGUAAUACCAGCGCAGUCCUUGUCUAUUGGCCAUUUAACUGCAGAUAGUAGCGGUUAUUUCUCAGUAGAGCACAAUCGAAAGUAGAUUUCUCAAUUUCUUUUCUAUGAUAUGAUAUCAACUCGAGCAAUAAAAUCUGUAUUUAAGAACUAAUCUAAGUUGUUAUAUAACUUUAAAUGAUACCAUAUCAGAUUGAUAAGAAAGAGUACAUAGAUACCACAAAAAAUAAUUCGGUGCUACUAAUCAAAAGAGAUUUCAGUUACGAAAUAAUGUUAGACCUAACUAGACGGCUGACAACCAGCUACAAUUCAGAGCUAAAAAUCUGGUCAGGAGCCAGUGAACCAAGUUCCUACAGCAAUGAUCUAACAAUUGGUGAGAUUAUAUUUGAACAAUUGCAAAAGGAUCCCGAAAGAGUCUGUCAAAUUUCUCAUAGCGAGAAAACUUCUCUUACUCGCUCUCAAUUAUUAGAAAAUGCGUCUAAAAUAGGUGCAUAUUUGCGUCAAGAAGGAUUCAUCAAAGAAACCGAUAUUGUGACCAUACUCGCGAGGAAUACAACUCAUGUUGCUUCGUUGGCUUAUGGCUGUAUGUUCAAUGGAACUCCAUUUCAUACAAUUCAUCCUGACACGAUUGACAACACAAUUUACCAUUUGCUAAAUAUAACAAAGCCCCGAAUCAUUUUUUGUGGUGCCGAAAGCUACAAUAAAUUGAAAUAUGUGGCUGAUAAGAUGAAUAUUGAAAAUAAGCAAUUGGCAAUGAAGAUUGUAAUCAUCGACGGAAUUAUGGAAGGUGUUACAAACAUCCUUGAUAUAUUUCAAAUACAAUUGCAAUCGAAUUACAAACCCGAAAGCUUUAAAAAUGGCAUAGAUCGAACAUUGGCUAUACUCUGUUCCUCUGGUACAACUGGCACCCCAAAGGCAGUUACCAUUUCAAAUAGCCGAAAGAUAUUUGAAUUUUACAGAUAUCUCGGUGAAAGUGAUAUUCAAUAUUCGCCAAGUUCACUAGACUGGGUAACUGGUUUAUUGGUGUUGAUUACGACAGGAGUGUAUAGAACAUUACGAAUUAUUUCCAAAGAAGCUUUUAGUGUCACUUCUUUUUUGGCAUUAUGUGAGGAAUAUAAAAUCACUUGGACUUUGGUGUCUACCCCUUAUAUUUCAAAGCUAAUAAGUGGCCCUGAGAUUAAUGCCAAGCAAUUACGUACUAUACGGUAUAUCUUGUUCGGGGGAGAUCGAUCAUUAUCUGAGACAUUGGAAAAGAUGCAAUCAUAUCUGCAAUUUGAGGGAAUUCUUCAUCAAGUCUAUGGGCUGACAGAGAUGGGUUGCGGAGCCACCUGUAAUUUAGGACCUAAAUCAAAAUUGACAUCGGCGGGUCUAAUCCAACCUAAUAUUCGUAUGCGUAUUGUAAGCGAAAGUGGUGAAGUUUUGGGACCCAACGAACAAGGAGAGCUCCACUGUCAUCUUGGACAACAUUGGGGAGGAUACUAUGACAAUAUUCCAGAAACGAGAGAGAUUCAGGACUCCGAAGGAUGGAUUCACACGGGAUUUUCUUAGGUUUUCAAUGAAAAUGUAUUAUCCACUUGAGAUCGAGGAAGUCAUAGCUCGAAUGCCGGAAGUGGCUGAAGUUUGUGUCUUUGGCAUUUGGAAUGAGAUCGACGGCGAUGCAGCAGCUGCUUCGGUGGUAGCUAAAGCAGGUUGUCAAUUAACAGCCAACCAAGUUUUGGAGUUUGUUGCGGAAAACAUCAGCGAGAACUAUAAGCAGCUGCAUGCAGGAGUUCAGAUUGUCCCAAAUUUGGCUAAGAAUCCUAACGGAAAGGUAAAACGGCAGGCCGUAAAAGAGGAAUUUCUCAAAGCAACAGGACAAAUCUGAGUGA